Messenger RNA from Saprolegnia parasitica CBS 223.65, 891 nucleotides. RefSeq lists its product as hypothetical. Lineage: Eukaryota; Oomycota; Saprolegniomycetes; Saprolegniales; Saprolegniaceae. The coding region runs from base 1 to 891 and encodes 296 amino acids. The record is from RefSeq and is a predicted model, not a curated record. Gene Ontology annotation, cellular component: plasma membrane. The transcript has 2 exons.
AUGUACGUGGUGGCAUCGCACCCGAACGAGCCGCUGCUUGGACCGGCCUCGAUGCGCAAGCCCGUGCUAGGGCCAUCGCAUCCGCUCGUGCGCCCACAGACGCGCCGGCUCGUCCACGUUGUACUCGGUGUCGCCAUGUGCAUGGCCGUCUCGGUCUUUCUUCUCGGCCUCUUUGCGCCCUCCACGCCGUCGUACGCGACGCUGCUGGCAUCCUCGUCCUCGAGCGCCGCGAGUCCCCGCUUGAUUGCGGUGGUCGCCCCGGCCGUCGUCUACGGCGUUGCAACGGCGGUGGGCCUCGCGCUCGGCCUCCUCGGGUACCGCUUUGUCAAGCUCGCGUUCUUCCUCUCAGGGUUUGCGAUCGGGCUCGUCCUCGGCUUCAAUGCGGCCUACGUGGCCUUGGAGCGCGAGACCUACGUCUAUAUGGCCGCGCUUGGCAUAGGCGUCGUCGCCGCCGUCGUCCUCGGCUGCGCAGCGCUCUUCUUCUUCCGCUUUGGCGUCGCCGUCCUCGGUGUCCUCGCUGGCGUCGGUCUCGGUGCCUUUCUUGGCGCGCUCUUCCUCAUGCGACUGUACCCUGCGCAGCCCGAGGUGCCGAUCCUCAUCGCCAUGGCAAUCGGCGGCGUCGCAGUCGGGCUCGUUGUCUACUUGCAGGAGCGAAUCGUCGUCGUGCUCUGCACGGCCUUUCUGGGUGGGUACUUUUUCGUGCUCGGCGUCGGCAACCUCAUUGGCAGCUACCCGUCGCCGACGAGCAUCGUGGCGUUCCUCGAUGCGCUCAAGGCCGGCGGCAGCUACGCCAUGCCGGGCGUGUGGUGGGCGUACUUUGGCGCGACGCUCGUCGCGUGGAUGUGCUUUGGCCUUGUCCAGUUCCAGUACACAGCACCCGAGACGCCGUGA